Megalops cyprinoides (Indo-Pacific tarpon) is the source of this 1851-nucleotide messenger RNA. It is a transcript of the gene tmed3, whose product is annotated as transmembrane p24 trafficking protein 3. The transcript has 3 exons. Gene Ontology annotation, cellular component: endoplasmic reticulum; COPI vesicle coat; endoplasmic reticulum-Golgi intermediate compartment. Bases 194 to 817 code for a protein of 207 amino acids. NCBI's taxonomy places the organism in Eukaryota, Metazoa, Chordata, Actinopteri, Elopiformes, Megalopidae. The record is from RefSeq and is a predicted model, not a curated record. Gene Ontology annotation, biological process: intracellular protein transport; endoplasmic reticulum to Golgi vesicle-mediated transport; Golgi organization.
AAAGGGGAUUCGUCGAUUCCUCACAACACUGCUCCUGUUAUUGAACGGAGUAAUUAGUACAUAAUUUGCGUCCGUUCCGCUGCGUGAAACAUCUGCGUUGCUGUAGACUAAAAGACCCAGAAGACAAAACUGUUACUUGUGUUAAUUUUGAAAUACCUGUGUUUGGUUGUUGUAUAUUUUGCAACUGUGCAAUAUGCGACUUCUCGGAUUUUACGGCUUGAUGUUACAUGUUUACAUAGUUUAUUGCACAGAGUUGACAUUUGAAUUACCGGAUAACGAAAAGCAGUGUUUUUACGAAGAACUUGAAGAAGGAGUUAAGUUUGACAUCGAUUUUCAGGUUAUUGCUGGAGGCAACUACGACGUAGACUGUUUUGUGACUGAUCCAAUGAGCAAUGUCCUGUAUCAGGAGAGAAAGAAACAGUACGACAGCUUUUCUCACACCACGACGACUAAAGGCGUUUACAAGGUCUGCUUCAGCAAUGAGUUCUCCACAUUUUCUCACAAAACCGUCUACCUGGAUUUCCGUGCUGGGGAAGAGGCUCCUCUCCUACCUGACAUGAACAGAGCCACCGCCCUUACUCAGAUGGAAUCUUCUUGCCUCUCAAUCCACGAGAUCCUGAAGGUGGUGAGGGACUCACAGACCUGGUACAGGCUGCGGGAGGCGCAAGACCGCAUCAGAGCUGAAGACCUCCAUGACCGUACCUCCUACUGGUCCAUUGGAGAAACGAUUAUCCUCUUUGUGGUCAGCAUCGGCCAAGUACUCAUGCUCAAAAGCUUCUUCACUGAGAAGAAAACUGCCGUGGCUGCCAGCACUUAAUGCACGACAUUGGAACUCCUUUGUGACCUGACUUUCAUUUGUAAAACCCCAUGACUGGAACCAAUGUAUGCAACUGCUUCUAGAACUACACCCCUUGGUCCUCACAUUUCAGUGUCAUUAAUAAGACCUGUAGCCAUUUAAUUUAAUUCUUAAAUGGCCUUUGCUUGUGGUCAUGUGCCUCUCCUGAAUAAAAGGUAAAAAACAUACAGUGACUACCUGUUUACAAAGGUGCAAGACAUCAUUUCAAAAUUAUUGCAUUCCCUUUUUUGCUGUGUGUUUUUAUUAUGUCUGUGGAGCUUUGUUUUUAAUGUAAGUAUGUUUCUUCAAUUCCAAUGAAAAUGGCCAGGGUUUGAAUUGCAUUGAAAACCAAAGAAUAUUUACAGAAUUUUCCCUGUAGGGACAACAUUCAUUGUUACUCUGAAUUUAAUAUACUUUUUCUAUCCUGCUUGAAGACACUUUUUGUGGGCUACAUUUAUACUUUAUCAGUACAUGUUAAAAUUGUUCAUGUGUAAUUGUUAGAAAGAUGGUUUAGUACUGCUGAAACAGUAUGACUAUAGAAAGUUAAGUGGAAGUCUAAAGUGUUCAUUUCAUCAUUGAUCACUGUUUACCAAAAGAUUGUCAGUGUUUGAGAAUGGAAUCAGAUUUCUUCAUUAUUGUGCAAUGCAAAAGUAAUGUUACUUCUGAUUCUAUCAUGAAAAUAAGUUUAGUGCAGUGAGGAGAUCUUGUGUUUUCUCAGUUUGAUCACUGUUACAUUUGACACAACUGUAGUCUAUUACUGGCAAUAGCAAUUUUUUGUUUAUGGAGGAAACUGUUAACAUUUUGAAUAGUUUGUGACCCUGAUUUGUUUUUGCUAACUUGUGAAAUGUUAAAUUCUGUCAUAAUUCUUGCAAAGAUCUCCCUUAUGAAUAUGCCUUGCAUAGAUGUUUGUUUUUGUUGACUAUUGUUGUCUGAUCCCGAGAGCUUUGAGUUGUGGGGGUAUUACGGAGUAUUGUAUACUGUUCCACACCAAGUGCAUUGAUGACUAAUUAAAGUCA